Molecule: messenger RNA, 3107 nt
Organism: Mercurialis annua (annual mercury)
Lineage: Eukaryota; Viridiplantae; Streptophyta; Magnoliopsida; Malpighiales; Euphorbiaceae
Product: kinesin-like protein KIN-10A
Exons: 6
Coding region: 211-2937 (908 amino acids)
Biological process (GO): microtubule-based movement
Cellular component (GO): kinesin complex; microtubule
Molecular function (GO): ATP binding; microtubule binding; ATP hydrolysis activity
Source: RefSeq, a predicted model, not a curated record
AAACCCCCAAAUUUCAAAUUAUUCCCAUUUUCUUACCGUUUAGACUAACCCAGCUCUCUCUCUCUCUCAAUCCCGUGCAACUCAAUUCUUCUUCUUCCCAUACAAAGCUGGUAUUAUCUUGAAACCCUAGCUUUCAAAAUCUUCAAUCUUCCCUUCAGAGAACCUUAAAAUAUCAGAUCUUGAAUUAACAUUUUAAAAAAAAAGCUAAAAAUGGCACCAAUUACACCUGCAUCUUCUUCAAAAUCAAACCACCAAACCCACUCUUUCAAGACUCCACAGUCUAAACACCGUCUAAAUUUCAACUCAACAAGGCUCCAAACUCACCCAUCUCCAAACCCUAACUCAACCCCACUUAAAGAAACAAUUCAAGGAGACCACCCAAUUGAAGUUGUUGGCAGAAUCCGUGAUUUUCCUGACAAAAAAGAAAAACCCACUCCCUCAAUCUUGCAAAUUAACCCUAAUAAUCAAGCUCUUAGGGUUCGAGCCGAUAUCGGGUACCGAGAUUUUUCUCUUGAUGGGGUUUCGUUCUCUGAGGAGGAAGAUCUUGAUUCCUUCUAUGAGAAGUUUGUUCAGUCUAGGAUUAAUGGUGUUAGAUUAGGUCAGAAAUGUACUAUUAUGAUGUAUGGGCCCACCGGAUCGGGAAAGAGUCACACCAUGUUUGGCUGCUCCAAGCAGCCUGGAAUUGUGUACAAGUCAUUGAAGGACAUUUUGGGAGAUGGAGGAGAUGACGGGAGUGGAGAGGGAUUCGAGGCGGUGUCUACGGCAUUUGUUCAAGUUACUGUCUUGGAGAUAUAUAAUGAGGAAAUUUAUGAUCUUUUGUCGAGUAAUGUUGGUGGGGGAUUCGGGUUUGGGUGGCCUAAGGGUGGCAGUGGAUCCAAGGUACGACUAGAAGUGAUGGGAAAAAAGGCCAAAAAUGCCACUUACAUAUCAGGGACUGAAGCUGGAAAAAUUUCCAAGGAGAUUCAGAAAGUGGAGAAGCGUAGGAUAGUUAAGAGUACCCUUUGCAACGAUCGGAGUUCUAGGAGCCAUUGUCUGAUAAUUCUGGAUGUCCCUACCGUGGGGGGACGACUGAUGCUGGUUGAUAUGGCAGGCUCGGAGAACAUAGAACAGGCUGGGCAAACUACUUUUGAAGCUAAGAUGCAGACUGCUAAGAUCAACCAAGGAAAUAUAGCAUUAAAGAGGGUGGUUGAGUCAAUUGCUAAUGGAGAUUCGCAUGUGCCCUUUAGAGACAGCAAGUUGACAAUGCUGCUCCAGGACUCCUUUGAAGAUGAUAAAUCCAAAAUUUUGAUGAUACUAUGUGCAAGUCCAGACCCAAAGGAGAUACAUAAGACCAUCUGCACUCUUGAAUAUGGAGCAAAAGCAAAAUGUAUUGUGCGCGGUCCUCAUACACCAACUAAAGAUAAAAUUGGCACUGAUGAUCCUUUAGCAGUCUCCAAGAUAGCUGCCAUGGAUCAAUUCAUAUAUAAGCUACAAAUGGAGAGCAAACUCAGAGAGAGAGAAAAAAAUGAAGCUCACAAGCAGCUCCAAAAGAAAGAACAGGAGAUUGCUGCACUGAGAGCGCUUAUUGAAGAGAAGGGAUCUGCAGUAAGCGAAGAAGAGAUCAAUUUGAAAGUGAAUGAGCGCACAAUGAUGGUGAGAGCUCAGUUGGAAAAGAAGCUGGAGGAGUGUCAAAGAAUGGCUGAAGAGUUUGUUGAAUUGGAGAGGAGGAGAAUGGAGGAAAGAAUGCUGCAGCAGCAGCAGGAAGUUGAAAUGCUGAGAAAGCGUUUGGAAGAAAUUGAAGUUGAGCUACGCCGUUCAAAGGAUGAAAAUAAUGUGAAUACAUCAAGAGAAAUUGAGGGAAGCAGCUUUGCCAGAAGGCUGUUGGAUGUUUACGCCGACGAGGAGUCUGGAAUGGUGAAAUCAAUGGAUUUGGAUAAAUCAAUGGAUUUGGACAUGGGUGGUCAAGAAUCAUUUACGCCGUUUAGCAAUAGAACUUUGGCUUGCUACCCUCAUUUAAAUAAUUUGAAUCUGGCGGUGGCUGAUCAAAAUGCUUUGACAGCAGCAUAUGGUGGUAAAGCAUGUCUAAGCACUGUAUACGAGGAAGAAGAAGUAGAAGAAGAGGAACAUAAACAUAAUGCGGAAGAUGAAGUAGUGGAAAAGGAAGUAAUAGAGGUAAAGAGAAUCAUCGGUGGUUCUGGGAAUAUUGAUUCAGGCUCUCAUCAGAAACAUGAGGAACUUGAUAGUGCUGAUGCAAGACGAGCUAGAAUCCAAAACAUAUUUACACUUUGCGGAAACUACAGGGAGCUUUCGCAUCACAAUGGAACCCCAGCACCUGCAAAGGAGAUGUUUGAAGAUGAUAUUCCUCAGUCAUCUCCAUUAAUGACACCUCUAGGAAAUUCUGUCACUAGAAUUCCUGGAAAAGAAAACUUGCCACUUCAGAAAAAUCUAUCUGAUACAAUGGAAAUGGCUUCAAAGGAGAAUUACAACCCCAGCAACCCCUUGAAAGAAAACAAUGAUUCACAGAUAGAUGUACAUGUGAAAUGGGAGGCAUCAAAAGGACAUAAUGGAAAAUUCAUCACCACGCUUAAGGUUGUGAAGGACGCGACACUUACUGAUCUGCGAAAGCUGAUUGAAAUCUAUCUUGCUGCAGAUAGUAAAGCAUUUAGCUUUCUUGUGCUGGGGGAUCCAAGUGGAGCGCCUAUUCCGAAGGAGAAGGAAUCAGCAGUCCAGGCAAUCAAACUUCCUAUGUGCAACAACCAAACUCACGGCUACCUUGCUUGCCUGCGACCAGCGAAUUAUUCUCCAUUAAGCCCCGUUCCAGCUACUCCAUUUGCUUCCUUGGAAAACAAGCUACCAGUCACCCCAAACGCGUGCUUGCCGCUGCAGUGUGAUGGUUUGUCACCAAAACUGGCUCAACACUUAAAUUCUACUCCCUUCAUCGCUCUUAGAAAACAUUAGUUGCAUUUAUGGUGUUGAAUCUGCACAUUAGUGAGUAUAUACUCUAGUGUACUCUUUUUGUUUUGAUUGGGCUUCUUUUGUGAAUUUCUUGAUAUAUCAAGUAAUUUGUAAUUCAAACUAACCGUGUUCUAUAUUGCCUGUCAUUGAUGAUGAUAUCUUUUAGAUUUUCA